AUGUCAGGCCGUGGAAAGGGAGGCAAGGGUCCUGGCAAGGGCGGCGCCAAGCGCCACAGGAAGGUGCUCCGCGACAAUAUCCAGGGCAUCACCAAGCCGGCCAUCCGGCGCCUGGCUCGCCGUGGCGGCGUGAAGCGCAUCUCCGGCCUCAUCUACGAGGAGACCCGCGGCGUGCUCAAGAUCUUCCUCGAGAACGUCAUCCGCGACGCCGUCACCUACACCGAGCACGCCCGCCGCAAGACCGUCACCGCCAUGGACGUCGUCUACGCGCUCAAGCGCCAGGGACGCACCCUCUACGGCUUUGGAGGCUGA
Molecule: messenger RNA, 312 nt
Organism: Lolium rigidum
Lineage: Eukaryota; Viridiplantae; Streptophyta; Magnoliopsida; Poales; Poaceae
Product: histone H4-like
Exons: 1
Coding region: 1-312 (103 amino acids)
Biological process (GO): nucleosome assembly
Cellular component (GO): nucleosome
Molecular function (GO): protein heterodimerization activity; DNA binding; structural constituent of chromatin
Source: RefSeq, a predicted model, not a curated record